CGUUCUGACAACAAGGCAGAUUGAGUCGACUUGUCGAAGCUGUUUGCUUCAAAUCAGCAUACAAUUAUAUAAAAGCUGCAAAUACUUGUUUAAAUGGAUAUCACACAUUGACCUCAUUCUGGAGAAGAUAAAAAUUAGUAGGUCUCGUUUUCUGAAACCUGAUUCACAGUCAUAGCAAUGAGUGGAUUUGUUGAUGGUUUGUGCCCUGUAUUAAAGAGCCCUGUAUUAAAUGGAAGACAGUCUUCAAUGACAAGCCUACAGGGCUCAGAAAAUGGUUCAGGAGGCUUACCUAGCAGUCCAUUUCGCAAAGCAUUGAGUGGUCAUAUCAUGGCAAGGACCCCAGGACAAAGUAGCCCAUCUUCAAAAAGUAUCAUGAAACAAAAGAGUCCAUCUCCCAGAAUUCAGAAUGGUUCCUUCAAGCAAACAUCAAAUAGCAAGACAACAAUGAGUCAUUCUAAAAAACAAAGUACGCUGACUCCCAAAAUGCCAUACAAACAGGAUAGCCCAGCAACCAGCAUUCCUGAAAUGAGUCCCUUUAGACAAGCAUUGAGUAGUAAAAUCACAUGUUCUAAUCAAGGCAGCCAAUCCCCCAGAAAGCAAUGCACCCAAGAGAAACAAUCUCCCAGAAUUCAUCCAAAUUCAGAAAGCUCCAUUCAGCUUACCAACUCUCCCGAGAAGAAACAAAAUGAGGGAAUCAAACCAAGCUAUUUUGGCCAAAUGAAAGUAGACAAAACCAGACAGGAGUUGGAGUUAAGUCCCCAGAAUUGUCUAGAAAAUAGUCCAAAGGGUAAUGGCACAUUUGGAGGAUUGACAGAGGAUGAUGUCAUAGAUUGCUUAUUCUUUAGCUGUGGAGGGGGACUCCAACAAAGUGUUCCAACCUCUCGUCUCUUAGAUUAUCUCCAGUGUUCUAUUGUAGACAAUUAUGAGACCAGGUCACUACUUAAAAACUUGGCCUUGACAUUUGACCCUGAAGGAGUUGAUGUCGAGAUUGAUCUCAAGACAUACAGAUGCUGCAUUCAGAACUGGAUACAGAAAAUUAAACAGUCAAAUCAUGAAAGUGAUGAUGAAAUACCCGAGGAUCCUUUACCUGGCCCCACAAGUCAUACUUAUAGUACCAAGCCUACACUUCAGAUGUGUGGGCUUCAAGCACAAGGACCACAUAUGCAAGGGUCUCAGGCUUUAGGGUCUCAUAAGGCUUUUCAUAAGCACUCAGAAAACAACUUUGGCAGAGAUGUGGAGCAUCACAUGCCUGAGUCUAUGGACGUUUACCCAGAGCACCAUUAUGGAGAGGAGGGUGAUCUGUCCCAGGAAUAUACAGUAGGGAGUUUAGAGGCAUCUGGUGGUCAAAAUAGCCAAUCAGAGCAUGUUGAUGUAAUUGCCCUUACUGGUCAAGUAGAGGAGCUACAGCACCAGAACAAGAACCUCUGUGAGGAGAACAGACAACUGGAGACACAGCUUGAUGCAGCAGAGGACACUGUUCAGCAACUCUACAGGGAGACAGAGCAACUCAAUAAAAAGUUACAAAGCCAAGCUGCACUCAGUGAAAGAUUGAAGCAACUCCAAUGUGAGAAUGAAGAGUUAAAAAGCACUAUAAUGACACUGGAACUAAGCAAGAAGGCACUGGAGAAGACUGUCAACAAACUACAUUAUGAAAACUCUAACUUGGAAAACCAUAAAUCUUUACUGGAAGAAAAGGUACUUCAGAUAAAGGGUGAACUUGACGAGGCACACAGUCAGCAGCAGGAAUUACAGACAUCAUUGUGUCAAAAGAAACAUGAAUGCAUCAAGGUUCAAAGUCUAAGUGAUCUACAUGAGGCUCAGCUAACCCAGAAGUCCACAAAGCUUGAUGAAUUACUUAGCCUGUUGAAUGAAUUGACAAGAGCCAAUGAGGUUCUUAAGACAGAGAAAACAGAACUACAUAAUGAACUAGUGGAAGUCAGGAGAACUGUAGCAAGUCUUGAAGAAAGACAAAGAUGUGCCACACCACUUCUAGACUCCACUGAUGAUGACAUCAUGCCUAUUAAGCUUGCCCCAACUGCCAGCAGCACCCCCUUUAGGCAGCCUGCCUCAUUAGGUUCUGAGUUGAGAGACCAGAUAAUGGUAGAUGACACUGACUUGCCUUCCCCACUUUGUGAGAAACCAUUCGAGUUGAGGCCUCCUUCAUUCAACAAUGAAUAUUUUGCCGAGUGUGUGGCUGAGAGAGACUGGCAAGCAGAAGAGGAUGAAAUAGCUGCCCUCCUGCAACAAAAAACAACUGGCAUGAAAGAUGGCAUUGAAAACAUUACUAGCCAGUUUAACAAGAAAAAGGAGUUUGUGCUUGAACAAAUCCAACAGCUCUCCACAUUCAGACCCAACUCACCUGUAUUGUCUUCUAGGUUGCCUAGCAACAUACCUAGAUCUCCUAGGUUUCCUAGCAACCUGCCAAGAUCUCCAAGGUUACCCAGCAACCUAGCAUCAUCACCUAGGCUAUUGAAUAACCCAUCAAAAUCCCCACAUCCCUCUCCCAAGAUGACCAUUUCUGGCAACAUUGGGAAAUCUCCAUUAUCCUCCCCUUUACACAAGGGAAUUAAGAAACUACAAGUAGGAGGAGCUAAAAUUGAAAGUGGGAGUGGCAAGUUGCCAGUGGGUGUGAAAAGUGUUAAUCAAGAUGUAGCCCCCUCCCCCAAGGUGGUGCAACAAAGACUGAAAGAGGAACUAGAAGGGUUUGCGGUUCAAGUUGCUGCACUGGACAGAGCCAAGCAGAUGUCAGACAGAAGAGCUGAGAAACUUGCAAAUGUUGUAAGAAGAUUGAAAGACCGCAAUGAGACCCAAAGAUUAGAACAUGAGGCUAGCAUACGUAAGUUAGAGGAGACCUUUGAUUUUGACAACAGUAUAGAGCAGAGACUGGGUUCAUUAGCAACACAGUUAGAGGCAGAAAGAAAAUAUGUGACAGACUUGGAGAAUAAGUUGCAGUCAAUUUCCAAAGAUCUGAGGGUUUCUCAAGAUAAAUACAACUCAAUCAGCAAAGCCUACACUGAUCUUCAAUAUCAGUACAGAAAGAUGGAAGUUGAGCAUUCAGAUCUGAAGAGGUCCAAUACAGAGCUGACUGAGCAGUGCACCAAAGUAAAAGGAGAUAUGUCAGAUGUUCAGGAGGAGCUGAUCAAGUCAAAGGAGGUAAUUGCACAAGAGAAGAAGAAAGCUGAACAAUUAGAGUCAUUACAUACAAUGUGUAUGGAGAAUGAGAGUGUUCAGAUCUACCAGAGACUCCAGUAUCACAUGGAAGUACUAGCCCAGUCUACAAAUAGGAUGUCUAGUAGGGCAGAGGUCUUAGAGUCAGUACACCAAGAGAGACGUCUCAGCAGUGCAAUUGAGGUUAUGGUUCAACAUACUGAGAACCUGAAGAGAUUGUACGAGAGAGAACACCAUGAACUGGAGGAGACAAGGAGGAUCCUACAAGAGAACAACCUCUAUACUCCUUCAACAAGCCCAGACAUAGCAGGGGAAUGCACUAUUGGUAAGAGGUCUAUGUCGGUGACAGAGGGAGCCACUAGUCUCAAGGAAACUAGAAGGCGUGCUAGCGUAGCGGUGGGUGCUUUAGGAAGACAGGCCAGUGUCUCAAAUGAUCCAAAAAGUCAGAGCAUAGUAGCAUCUACCUCAGCAGGUAACAAGAACUCCAUCUUUAGUGUUGUGAGACGGGCUUCUAUGGCAGAUAAAGGAGACAGUAGUCCAACAGGACAGUCCGAACUGUCCCCCAUAUUAUCUAGUCCUACUCUAGAGAAAACACAGGAGCUCAACCCCAAUGAUAUCAAGGAAUCCCUUCAGCCAGUAGUUGUUUCAAAUGGGUCUACAAGCGCCUCCAUUGACACCAUAUCAAGCUCAACUCUAGCUUCCCCAACUUCACAAGGUACAACUUUAGUGAGACGGUCAGUCACCUACUCCAAGGAUGGUUCUGAUAAGUCCAUUGAUCAUAAAGCUAACUGUAAUGAGGAAGAAAUAUUUCAAAAAGGCUACGAAGAGGGAAUUAAAGCCAAGGUGUCUCAGGAUUUAGAAGACUUGAGAGAACAACAGAAAGUAUUCUGUGAUACCCUAGAAGACCUCAUGGAUCAGAGUGAGAUAGCAGAGCAGAUGGAAGCUUGUGAGAGCAGAGAGACAUCUAUUGAGAAAGUCUCAAAGAUAAAACCAAGACAUGAACUAAUAAACUCAAAGUUCAGUUGGGACAAAUCAGGGAAGCAAAUGCGCUUUUUGCUGGCAUGUAUAUUGUUUGGAAUAGCCGUACUGACUGUAUUGUUUACUUUGAUGACUGGUGGACCUGCUAGUAACACAGAUACGUCAGUAGAGGAAAUGCUGCGACCUCAUAUUUCAGUUAGACAUUAUCGUGCACCACCUAGUUAA
Molecule: messenger RNA, 4371 nt
Organism: Owenia fusiformis
Lineage: Eukaryota; Metazoa; Annelida; Polychaeta; Sabellida; Oweniidae
Source: the annotation of a GenBank genome assembly